Molecule: messenger RNA, 944 nt
Organism: Brassica oleracea var. oleracea
Lineage: Eukaryota; Viridiplantae; Streptophyta; Magnoliopsida; Brassicales; Brassicaceae
Exons: 5
Biological process (GO): fatty acid catabolic process
Molecular function (GO): 2,4-dienoyl-CoA reductase (NADPH) activity
Source: RefSeq, a predicted model, not a curated record
AUGGCCGUAGUCGAGACAAGUCAAACGGACGUGGACGCGGUCGAAGAUCUUUUGGCCGCGGGCGAGGAAAUGGUCGAGACCAUGGCUCAUUUGGACGAGGUCAUGGUCGCGGCCAUGAAUCUUCAAUUAAACCCCAACACUCGACCAAACCAGACGAAUCCGUGUGCCAUAGGUGUGUCGGUCCUUGUUGACGUGGAAUCUCCGUUCAAACCUGACGUCCUCAAAGGCAAGGUAGCUCUCAUCACCGGAGGCGGAUCCGGAAUCGGAAUCGGUUUCGAGAUCUCUUCUCAGUUCGGCAAACAUGGAGCUUCCGUCGCCAUCAUGGGACGCAGGAAACAAGUCCUCGACGCCGCCGUCUCUGAUCUCCGAUCCCUCGGGAUUCAGCGUUCAAUUGGGCUUUGCGUGUCUAUUCACGACAUAGGAUCAGUGGAAGGAGGUUUUGUUUUACCCGGUGAUGGUGCUGCCACUUAUAAGGUAGGUUUUAGAAUUGUAGUGUUUCGUCCAUUCGUUGGUGAAGUCAUUGCUGCAAGGUUCAAAGAAUCUGAUUCCAAUGGAUUGCGCUGUGAGUACUACUACUGUUGUGCAUAAUGAUUACUUAUACGUUUCAAGAACAUCAGCUAUCCACCUGUUGCAACUGAGCGAGGAGAUGAUGCAAAGCCUUUUGCUCCUAUGGUGGUCACUAUGAUGAUGGUUUGGGCCCUGUUUCUUGGUGGGAAGGUUCUACUUCUAAUGAGAAUCAUGAAGAUGAUGAUGAUACUUGAACCAAACUUCAAUCUCCAAAUGUAAGACUUCAGGUUCUUAAACUAGUAUGUUUUUCUUAACAUAGGAAGUUGGAAUUAGACUCCUUUCCCAUGAUUCUAGGAUUAGAUUCCUUAAUUUUGAUUUUAUCUGUGUAUGGAAAAAUAUUUUUCUUAUAUAUAUGUGCAACUCUUUUGUCCUGCUCU